Hyaena hyaena (striped hyena) is the source of this 1098-nucleotide messenger RNA. RefSeq names its product ADP ribosylation factor like GTPase 6 interacting protein 4 (gene ARL6IP4). The transcript is spliced from 6 exons. The record is from RefSeq and is a predicted model, not a curated record. Lineage: Eukaryota; Metazoa; Chordata; Mammalia; Carnivora; Hyaenidae. Bases 166 to 876 code for a protein of 236 amino acids.
GCCUAGGCCGGAAGUCACCUCGCCGCCGCUUCCUCACGCGAAGGCGUGGCGCGGGUCGGGUGGUCCCGCCCGAUGGGUGGUUGAGGAGGGAACGGAGCAGCUGCGGGGACCUUCCCCAAGGCGGCGAGGCCGUGGAGGCCGCGGGGGGUGGAGGCCCGCGGCGCUAUGGCUCACGUCAGCUCUCGCAAGCGCUCGAGGAGUCGAAGCCGGUCCCGGGGGCGAGGGUCCGAAAAGAGAAGGAAGAAGAGCAGUAAGGACGUCCCGAGGAGCUGCUCGGCUUCUAGAUCCCAAGACCACAAGGCCAGCACCAUCUCUGGGGCGGAGGCCUCGCCUUCUCCCUGCAUCACAGAGAGAAGCAAGCACAAGGCCCGGAGGAGACCACGAUCCAGCUCCUCCUCCUCUUCUUCCAGUUCUUCUAGCUCUUCUUCCUCCUCGUCCUCCUCCUCUUCCUCCAGUGGCGGCCGGAAGAAGCGGGGGAAGCACAAGGACAAGAAGAGGAAGAAGAAGAAGAAGAGGAAGAAGAGGCUGAAGAAGAAAGGCAAGGAGAAGGCGAAGGGGCAGCAGGGCGAGGCUCUGCCGGGACCCUCGCUGGACCAGUGGCACCGGUCAGCUGAGGAGGAAGACGGCCCAGUCCUGACGGAUGAACAGAAGUCCCGCAUCCAGGCCAUGAAGCCCAUGACCAAGGAGGAGUGGGACGCUCGGCAGAGCGUCAUCCGCAAGGUGGUGGACCCGGAGACGGGACGCACCAGGCUCAUUAAGGGAGAUGGCGAGGUCUUAGAGGAAAUCGUAACUAAGGAACGACACAGAGAGAUCAACAAGCAAGCUACCCGAGGGGAUGGCCUGGCCUUCCAGAUGCGAGCAGGGCUGCUGCCCUGAGGGCCCUGCAGGCUAGGUGCUGGUGGUGCGGCCUGGACGCCGGCUUCGGGGUGGGCCGCAGGAAGCGCAGUAGGUGCUGUCUGCCUUCCCUCCUGUGGACUGGCCUGUGGCUCAGCCACCUCUCAGACGCAGGGGGUGAGGACAGGGUCACUGGCCUAAUCAGCUCCUCCAUCUCCUGCAAGAGCACCACUUCCCAAAUAUUAAAUGUGCCCUGGUUGGAAA